AUGAAUGCUGCCGGGGAAUGGCAAGAGACAUCUAAGGGUAUUAAAGAGGCUUUUAUUAGUUAUUUCCAGAAUAUUUUUGCUUCAGAAGGGUGUAACCAUAUGGAGCUGGUUCUGGAUGCUAUUCCUCAGAAGAUAUCAGAUGCUAUGAACAAUCGUUUAUGUCAACCGUAUGAAAGAGGUGAGAUUGAGCAGGCUUUAAAGCAGAUGGCUCCAGAUAAAGCUCCAGGAGAGGAUGGGUUCUCUGCGAGAUUUUUCCAAGAGUACUGGUCGGUGGUGGGAGAUGAUGUCAGUGACUUGUGCUUGAGAGUGUUGAAUGAAGGAGCUGAGUUGACUGGUAUUAAUCAUACUUUAAUCGCUUUAAUCCCAAAGGUUGAAAAUCCGCAACAAGUCCCUGAUUUUCGACCGAUAAGUUUGUGCAAUGUGAUUUACAAGCUAAUCUCAAAAGCCAUUGUGAAUCGCUUGAAAGGAGUACUGCCAGAUGUUAUUUCUCAAUUCCAAAGUGCCUUUGGCCCUGGUCGUUGCAUCCAUGACAAUGUGAUCACAGCUUUUGAGUUGAUUCAUUCUAUCAAAACUCGACAGACUGGUGACCAGCCGCAUUGUGUUCUUAAGUUGGAUAUUAGUAAGGCAUACGAUUGGGUGGAGUGGGUGUUUCUACAGGGAGUUUUGACCAAGUUCGGGUUUGAUGAGAAGCUGGUAGAGCUGAUAAUGCGAUGUGUUCGGUCAGUGUCCUUCAGUGUUCUUUGGAAUGGUGAAGCAGUGGGGUUGAUUAAUCCAACCAGGGGUCUAAGACAAGGCGAUCCUCUUUCGCCUUAUUUGUUCCUAAUGGUGUCAGAAGGUCUUACUGGUUUAUUACAAAAAGCUGAUCGAGAGGGAAUGAUCCAUGGGGUUAAAGCAGCUGUCGAUGCACCAAUUAUUUCUCACCUGUUAUUCGCUGAUGACAGCUUGCUUUUCGGUAGAGCUGAAAUACAUGAGGCAAUUCAUGUCAAGCAGUGUCUAUUACUUUAUGAGAGUGCUGCUGGGCAAAAAAUUAAUUUCCAAAAAUCUGCAAUUGCUUUUGGUCCGGGACUAGAUGAUCAGACAAAGCUGGAAAUAACUCAGAUGUUAGGAUUGCCAAUGGUGGACUGUCAUGAGAAGUAUUUGGGACUCCCAACCAUAGCUGGUAGAAACAAGAAAGUUGCACAAGCUAUUCCUACAUACUCUAUGUCAGUUUUCAAGCUUCCCAAGGGUGUUUGCUGUAAGUUUCAAUCCAAGGUGGCGAAGUUUUGGUGGGGCAAAAAAGGGAAUAAGAGGGGUAUUCAUUGGUGCAAAUGGGAUCUGUUAUGCCGUAAUAAGAAGGAAGGUGGACUGGGGUUCAGAGAUUUGGAGGGUUUUAACCAAGCCUUAUUAGCAAAGACAGUUUGGAGAAUUGUGUUACAUCCAGACUCGAUAAUUAACAGAGUGUUUCAUGCUAAAUAUGUACGCAACGGUGAUUGGGCAGCUACAGGAGUGGGGGUAAAGCCUUCCUUUGUCUGGCCGGGAUUGGUAUGGGGGAAAGAUCUUAUGUGUGCUGGUAUAAGGUGGAGGAUAGGUUCUGGAGACCUAGUUAAAAUUUGGGGAGAUAAAUGGCUUCCAACUCCUUGGUCCUUUAAGGUGGUAACUCCUUGCUUUAUGGAUCCAAAUGCAAGGGUCAGCCAGCUUAUGAGCCAACCAGGUAUGUGGGAUAUGAAUUUUAUCAAGCAACAUUUUCUUCCUGUUGAUGUGGAAAAAAUAUUAGCUGUUCCUUUAUGUGAUGGGAAUGGAGGGGAUGUUGCUGUAUGGCACUUUAGUGAUGAUGGACGGUUCUCUGUUAAAUCUGGAUAUUGGUUUGGGAUGGAAAUGAAGAGGUUAGAGAAGGGUUCGAGUAGUGGUAGUGGGCAUGUUAAUUCAAACUCCAUUAAUAUUUGGAGUCUCAUCUGGGACCUAUUAGUUCCCAAUAAAGUCAAGCUGUUCUUAUGGAGAGCUUGCCAUGCCUUUCUACCUUGUGUUGAGCGCUUGUUUAAGCGCAAUAUCUGUUCUCAUAGUGGCUGUGGGAGAUGUGGGGAAGGAGAGGAAACGGUGGUUCAUAGUUUGUGCUGGUGUCGUGUGGCUAAAAAAGUGUGGAAAUGUACAUACUGGAGAGGGGUGUAUAAAAGUUGGCAGAUUUCUAGCUUUGCUGAUUUAUUUGGCUUGGUAGCUAUGGAGGGGAAUAUCAAAAAUACUGAAUUGUUUGCUCUUAUUUGCUGGUGGUUAUGGAAGGACAGAAAUGAGGUCUUUCAUGGGAAAAAAGGCCUUGAGCCUAGGCAGAUUGUGGAGAAAUGCUUGGAGUGGCAACGUGAAUUUUCUGGAGUAAUGUUGAGAAGGAAAAAUCUUCAGAUGGGAGGGGGUAAUGGUGUUGAAGUGCAGCAAAGUCAUGGAGAGGUGGGGAGAAGUAGUACGCAUGAGCAGGCUGCCAAAUUGUACUUUGAUGGUGCUUGUGAUAAUAAUACAAAUAUUGUUGGUAUUGGCGCUGUAGUGUUAAGUGAUAAUGGGGAGCUGAUGGGAGCCAUUUCAGUGCCUAUGGAAGCUGUUCUCAAACCCCACAUCAUCGAAGCUUUAGCACUUUGGCAUGGGAUGAAAUUGUGUAGACAAAUGGGGGUAACAAAGUUGGCGAUUGCAGGAGAUGCGGUCAAUGUGAUCAAUGCAAUUGGUAGGAAUGUACUUGAUUUGAGCGAUAUUGGAGGAAUUAUGGAUGCAGUUCGUAGGAUGAAGGCAGAGUUUGAAUGGGUGUCCUGGAAACAUGUGCGUAAGCGCCAAAACAAGAUUGCUCACACUCUUGCUCGACAUGCUUUGAAGAUGGUCCAGUCUAUGUUUUGUUAUGAUUCAGGGCCCCCAUGGCUCCAUGAAGUUAUUGUUGCUCAUAGUAGAAGCUAG
Messenger RNA from Fragaria vesca subsp. vesca, 2907 nucleotides. Its product is annotated as putative ribonuclease H protein At1g65750-like. The transcript has 2 exons. Lineage: Eukaryota; Viridiplantae; Streptophyta; Magnoliopsida; Rosales; Rosaceae. The record is from RefSeq and is a predicted model, not a curated record. The coding region runs from base 1 to 2907 and encodes 968 amino acids.